AAUCAUCAUUAAUUACUCGCCGGAGUGUGUGUUGCAAAUGGAAAAUGCAUUAAUUAAUUGCUAUUUUGGUUUAUCUAUUUCAAUAAAUUAUGCUAGUAAUCAUCAUUAAGUACUCGCCGGAGUGUCUGUUGCGAAUGGAAAAUGCAUCAAUUAAUUGCUAUUUUGGCUUAUCAUUUAUUGCUUUUUCUGCAAUGUGGUCGUCGGAGUUUAACUUCUUUUCUGACAGUCAAAAUGACAAAGCAAAGGCAGAAGCUGUGAGGAACGCAGAGGAGCUUGAGGCCUCAAAAAAAGAGUACCAGAUGGAAUGGAGUGACUUUUCGAACCUGUUUGCACAAGGCACCCAGCUUGGGGGGGAGGGUGUGGCAGGGACAGGAAAUGUCCGUUGCAUCCAAAUGGACGGUCAAGAUUUUGCAGCCAAAAUGAUGGAAAAGGACAAUCAGGGUAUACAUGAAAAACAGUGGCUGGUAGGCACCAAAAGAGAUCUCAGUAUUUUAUAGAACUUGUAGGAUUGUUAGGAUUUGAAAAUUGUUAGCAUUAACUGCUGUGAUACAUACUAUUUUACAGGCAGAAACAACCUAUCUGAUGAAGCUCAACAAGUACCAUCAUGCCAACAUUAUCAGACUUGUCAAAAUGGGAAGAGUAGAUCAGCUGGAAAAUGGAGAUAAUGGGAAGUUUUAUCUUGUAUAUGAGCCGAUGACUUCUUCCGUAAAGGGGAAGAUUGCUGGUAUGAACCAAACUACCAAUUUAGAAUUAGAAAGAUUGAUUAGACUCUAAUUUAUUAUACUAACAAUAAACUAAAUUUGAUUCACAGUGCUGAACUGGGAGGAUAUAAAAAGGAUCCUUAAGGAUACUGCCACUGGAUUGAAGUUUUUACAUAGUCAUAAUAUUUGUCACAAUGAUAUAAAACCAGACAACUUAU
This is a messenger RNA of Rubroshorea leprosula, 919 nucleotides long. The record is from the annotation of a GenBank genome assembly. NCBI's taxonomy places the organism in Eukaryota, Viridiplantae, Streptophyta, Magnoliopsida, Malvales, Dipterocarpaceae.